ACCUGUAAGAUGCGAGAAUCCUGCUGAAACACAUUUCAGUUCAUGGUUGCAACGUGACAACCUGUGGAAGAGUCAAAGCUCUGAAAGCCACACACAACGUGAGCCCAAUAAAUUACUCCACAUCUGUCUGACCGCUACUGAGUUUUUCAUGCACGGCCUGCUAAUUCAAUAAAGUCUUUGUAAAUUAGAUUUUAAAUGAUCCGCAACCGUCCUCUCCAUGCAUUGCCCCUGAUAAGCUGUGGAUGGAGAGGAAAAACACAGAGUUGCUCUGUUUAAAAUCAUAAAGGGAUCUUUUAUUUCUAGUUAUUGAUGUUUUUUCUUGAAAACGUGUUUAGGGAGACAUCUUUCUGUGUUAGAAAUAGCCCAGAGCAACUCUUCCAUUUCAGCAAGCCACACAGUUCGAGGAAAAAGGAGAAGGUUUUUCUCUCUGCCGCCCAUUCGCCAUUUGCUUUUUGCUUUUUUCAUGUGAAGUCAUCGGGCACUUUUGCUUCGCAAGCAACAGGAGGGGGUGAAUGGCAAGAUGUAGAACAUCUGGGCACAUCUGGAUCGGAUUGCACUCGCAGAGGCAGGAUUACUCGGGCGACCGGAUGCCCUUCUUGCAGAUUUGGAGAACACCAGCUCUCCUCUUCCUCGGUGUCCCGUCUUGCUGACCUCUGACCCUCCACAGAAUUCCAAUGCCAACUCCCACGACUCGGCGCAGGCUCGACCGCCGCCGCCCGCCUACACGCCGCAGCAGACUGUUUCUGCAGCAAUGAAGUCUUCAACCAACUCCAACCCGGACAAAUUAUACAGCACCGUGUGCAAACCGCGCUCUCCGCGCUCAGCAGACCCUCCGCCUGCCUUCUCCUCCUCGCUGCUGGGCGGCGGUCUGAAUGAGCUGGAUCAUCUGCUGCAGGAGCUCAACGCCACCCAGUUUAACAUCACAGAUGAGAUCUUGGCCCAGUUUCCUGCUUCUAAGAAAGAUGAGAGGGACAGGAUCAAGGAUAAGACCUCAACCUCCUCCAGCUCUUCUAAGCCUUCAGCGACUUCAGCCACCAUGGAGUUGGACAAACUGAUGGCUUCACUGUCUGACUUCAGAGUCCAGACGACGCCAACUCCGCCUGUCAGCCAAGUGGUCACCGCACCGCAGCGGCCCGCCACCCCGCCGCAGCAGUCCGCCGCUCCAGCCCAGCCCACACCUGGAGGCUCACUGGACAGCAUGCUGGGACUCCUCCAAUCAGACCUGAGCCGACAAGGAGUUCAGACGUCCUCCAAGGGAAACUGCUCAGCCUGCCAAAAACCAGUCGUAGGACAGGUGGUGACGGCGCUCGGGAAGGUGUGGCACCCGGAGCACUUCGUGUGCACACAGUGCGAGACGGAGCUGGGCAGUCGCAACUUCUUCGAGAAGGACGGGCGGCCAUAUUGCGAGUCGGACUACUUCACGCUCUUCUCCCCGCACUGCGCCAACUGCAGCAAACCGAUACUGAACAAAAUGGUCACUGCUCUGGACAAGAACUGGCAUCCAGAGUGUUUCUGCUGCGUCAAGUGCAGCCGCACGUUUGGAGACGAAGGUUUCCAUGACCGUGACGGCCAGCAGUACUGUCAACAGUGCUUCCUGACCCUGUUUGCCUCCCGCUGUCAGGGCUGCAGCGAACCGAUUCUGGAAAACUACAUCUCAGCUCUGAACUCUCUCUGGCAUCCGCAGUGCUUCGUGUGUCGGGAGUGCUACAGCCCCUUCGUCAACGGCAGCUUCUUCGAGCACGAGGGCAAGCCGCUGUGCGAGGCCCACUACCACCAGUCCCGCGGCAGCAUGUGCCAGGCCUGCCAGCAGCCCAUCCUGGGGCGCUGCGUCACCGCCAUGGGCGCCAAGUUCCACCCGCACCACCUGGUGUGCCAGUUCUGCAUGAAGCCGCUGAGCAAGGGCUGCUUCAAGGAGCAGGAAAACAAGCCCUACUGCCACCCCUGCUUCAUCAAGCUCUUCGGUUAGACGCCCACCGCUCCACGGACCGACUCUACGGGAGACAGUUAGGGCCACCAAUUAAAAAAAAGUACAAAAUUAUGACUUAAAACUGACUUUUUUUCUUCUCGGAAUUCUGACUUAAAUCUCAGAAUUCUCCCUUUAAUAGAAAUUUGACUUUGAAAUAAGAAUUCUGAUGUUAAUUUAAGAAUUCUGACUUUAUUUUCAGAAUUCUGAUGUCAAUUUCAGAAUUUUGAUAUUAAUUUCAGAAUUUUGAUAUUAAUAGAAUUUUGUUGUUAAUUUCAAAAUUCUGACUAAUUUCAGAAUUUUGAUAUUAAUAAAAUUUUAAUGUUAAUUUCAGGAUUCUGACUUUGAUUUCAGAAUUCUGAUGUCUUCUCAGAAUUCUGACUUUAAUCUCAGUUUCCUAUCUUUUCUCUCAAAAUUCUCAUUUUGUCAACCUGUGUAUGGAAAAAAGAGAAAAAAACAACUGAAUAAAAAGUCAGAAUUACAUUUUUUUUUCUGGUGGCCCUAAUCCUCUUCCGUGCUUCGCUCAUCCUCUGUAUCCCUGAAUAAAAGCAGAUGCUUUUUCUACAUCAUGUCUCGGUUAUUUAGUGCAGCAGUGAGGAUGGAGUAGAAUCAACCAACACAGCACAUAAUUAGUUUUUUAGAAAAUGAGAUUGAGACGAAGCAUGUAGUAAAUCGAUGCUAAAAGUUUCUCUCAGCCAUAAAAUUUUAUCUUUUUUUUUGCCAAAGGAAGGAAAGAAGCAGAUUAAAUGUAUUGCUUCAGUUCACGAGGUUAAAUGUUAUGAAAGAAAAUUCCUUAUAAUAUAUUUGCUUUUUUAUUGCCUCAAGUACACACUUCACUGCAUUUGCAUUUAUGUAUUGUUUGUUGAUUGCUAAAUAUGUUUACGUAAACUACCUUAUUUUUAAAGUCAGGUAUCUUUCACUUAUUGCUCUAUGCAAAAUGUCAGACGCGUUUCUAGAAAUAAAAGAAGUUUUUAUGAUG
Messenger RNA from Xiphophorus hellerii (green swordtail), 2942 nucleotides. Its product is annotated as transforming growth factor beta-1-induced transcript 1 protein. NCBI's taxonomy places the organism in Eukaryota, Metazoa, Chordata, Actinopteri, Cyprinodontiformes, Poeciliidae. The record is from RefSeq and is a predicted model, not a curated record. The coding region runs from base 752 to 1966 and encodes 404 amino acids. The transcript is spliced from 11 exons.